AUGGUAUUGCAACUUCUCAUGACUAUGUGUACUUCUAGUUUCUUCAUUCACAAAAAGUGGUAUGAACAAUUAACAACAAAAGGCGGUCCAGAAAUAGAGCAUCAGAGAAUAAUUCAACCGUUUGAAUCUGCAGCGGAACUCAUUAGUAAUAUUUAUGAAUCUUUCAUCCGAGACAUUAAUUUACCUCAGGAUUUUCAUUUCUUGUAG
Ambispora leptoticha is the source of this 207-nucleotide messenger RNA. The record is from the annotation of a GenBank genome assembly. Lineage: Eukaryota; Fungi; Glomeromycota; Glomeromycetes; Archaeosporales; Ambisporaceae.